AUGGAGUCUUUGGCAUAUCAUUAUAAACAUUUUGUGCCUUUAGACAGCUCUAAACAAGUGGCCACAAUGAAUUCAUUAACACAUGAAUAUGCAGGUGGAAACCUAAAUCAACACAAUAACCAACCUGUGGAGGAAGUACAAUCCCAAAGCAAUAACAAUAUAGCACCUCCAGUAAACUCUAACAAGAAGAUCCAAAGCUGCCCAGUAUUGCCUUCCCCCAAAUCUCGAUUAUCAGUGUCCCAAGAUGUCUAUAACAGGAUUAUUCAACCACAAUCAUCCCACUCCAAAUGUUCAGACAAACCUUCACUGAAUAUUCACUGGAAAACUUCAUUGUGCCCCUCACGGAAAGCCCUGAACUUACCUUUUUCUUAUUUCAAAUCUCCGGCAACAUCUUCAUCUAACUUUAAUAAGACACCAUUAUCAUUGGAACCCAACCAGAGGGUCCUGAGGUCAAGAUUACUCCUCCUGAAACCUGACAAUUCAUCUUCAAUUCCAGAUGUUUGGGUAUCACCUUCAUUGAAGUCCAGUGAAAAAGUCUCAAGUUCAUUAUCCCCCCUCCAACAUGAAGAAACGCCUUCCCUAAACAUUAUCUGGACAUCAUCCUCUUUGAGAACCAACCAAAAAGCCUGUAGCUCAACAACACUUCAAACUAAAUCUCCAAAAACAACGUCAUUGGAUUGCCUUUGGAAAUCUUUAUUGGAGCGAAAUCAAAAGUCUUUGCAGUCACCAUUACUCAAGAAAAAACUACAAGCAAAUAAAUGCGUUCAGACAUCACCUUCUCUGGAGUUCAAUUACAUGGGAAUGAGCUCCCCAUUACCUGAACCCAGACUUCAGAGAUUACCUACAGUAAACUCUAAUACCCAUGUUAUGACUUUACCACUGUCUCACUUAACAUUAAAGAAAUCAUCUUUAUCAGAUUCUAUUCACCAGCCUUCGAGUUUUCCACUGUUUGAGUCAAAGUCUCAAACCAUUAGGCUUGAUGGUAAUUUUAAGGCCCUGAAAGCACCAACUUAUCACUCCAAGUUGAAUACCACUUCACCAAAUGACAAAUACAGGCCUACACAUUUAUGGCCAUUCCAUCCCACACUAAAUACAUCUGGCCAAUCAUUAUCAAGCAUCAAACACUGCAUCAGGAGCACAGCUUCUACCUUGGGUUCCAAACUCCAAAGCAAAAGCAGCUUUGAUUUUAGGUCAAAGACAAAAGUAAAUAAAGAAUUUCCCUGGACUUUCAGUUAUAUAUAUCCCUGCGUUGUGAAAGGUGGAACUCUGCCCGAUGAUGUUGUAAACAAAAUUAUCAAUUCUAUCUCCAAGACGAGAAUCCAGAGAGAUAUUUGUAGACAGAUUCUCUUUCGAAGGAUGAGGGGAAGGCCAAAUCCCCAUCCCGGUCCACGCCUUUCAACAGCGUAUACAGUUUGUUUAGCUUGUGCUUCCUGCAUAAAAUCUCACUGUAACCAUCGUAUAGGAAGGAAAGAUCCUCGGUGUGCAAGGCUGUUUGUUAUACCAACACCUGAGAUGACUACUGAGGGGAAAGUAGUGGUAAAACUACUUCUUAUUCUUUCUCUACCAGAGAUUUCAUCUUCUCUCCUAUUUCCUAUGAAGGACAAUCAGCUUGACGAAGCUCUGGAUAACGACCUUGAAGGAAUGGAGAAAAUGCCGCAGGUGAUCCGCACAUCACAAUCCGGUAUCUGCCAGGAAAAGCUUUCUACCAAGAAGAAAGUUAGUGAACGGUCGCAGGCUACUGAAUGGCUGCUUUAUGUUAAAAGUACAAAUGCUUUACAUCUGCCAUCCCAGUUCCCAACCCCUUCUUCCUCUUUCUCCUCCUUGUCAGUUUCUUCUGCCUCUUCUUCUUCCUCUUCUUCCUCCUCUUGUUCUGCUUUGCCCAUCCCACCCCCUCCUACUGAAAAAUCCUGUCACCAAUCUAUGCCCCCAGAUAGAGUAUUCACAAAAGUACUAAGUUACCAACAUCGACUGCCCCAGGGGGUCUCCUGGCUUGAGUUUAUAUGUAGUAAAGAUUACCAACCACUUGAGGGAAAGCUGCAACAAAGCCAAGUACCAUCUCUCCAGUCAAAGUCUGUGCAGAGCUACAUCAGUAGAAAAGGCACAAAGGGACCAAGCUUACUGUUCAAAUUUUUCCAAAAAAAGUUCAAAAUGAGAAAUUCUGAUUAA
Messenger RNA from Dipodomys spectabilis (banner-tailed kangaroo rat), 2166 nucleotides. RefSeq names its product casein kinase 2 subunit alpha' interacting protein (gene Csnk2a2ip). The coding region runs from base 1 to 2166 and encodes 721 amino acids. The transcript has a single exon. The record is from RefSeq and is a predicted model, not a curated record. Lineage: Eukaryota; Metazoa; Chordata; Mammalia; Rodentia; Heteromyidae.